UCAGAUACGAAUAUCUGAAGGUAUGAACUGAUGGGUGGCCAGUGAAGUGAAUCAGUGGAUGCAGACCAGGGAACGAAUUCUUGGUUUCAAUCUGGAAUUGGGAUCUUUGCCGCGAUGCUAGUCGGAACCAUAAUCGCACCUCGUAGCUUUUUCUCAAGAAAUAAACAGAAAUCACCUUCGUCCUUAUCGUCAUCGUCUUCUUCUUCGCCGGUGAUUCCUCUGUGUUCGGGGAGAAGGCCUAAAGAUCCUCGAAAAGAUGACGAUAAUGACGAUCAGACACGUGAUAAGCUCUCAACAGACUGGGACAAGGCAUGGUCCAAGUUCAAAAAGCGAGGAAAAAAGACGAUGUUCUCUGAUUUCUCUCCCAACAAAUAUGUAAGCUGGAAUCCGCGAAGGUCAGAAUAUCCAUUGUCUGAAGAAGUAGAUCCCAUAAAAAGAACAGAGAGAUCAAACCUGAUGCUGUGGACUAGUCCAAGAUUUACUCUAGCAGGUGCAAUUGUAAUUAUCACAUUCUUGUUGGUCUACACCAUUCUUGCACCAAUUAAUAAGUGAUUUUUGUUGCUGUGUUGAACUUUCUUCUUAUAUUCUUCUUCUUCUCCUAACGAUGUGAAUGAUUGUAGAAAGGUCUGUAAAUUUGUAUGGAAAUUCAAUGGAAUCUGUGCUUUCUGUUUUGCUUGCUUUCUAUGGGAAGAUGCAUUUCCUUGCA
This is a messenger RNA of Cucumis sativus (cucumber), 706 nucleotides long. RefSeq lists its product as uncharacterized. The record is from RefSeq and is a predicted model, not a curated record. Lineage: Eukaryota; Viridiplantae; Streptophyta; Magnoliopsida; Cucurbitales; Cucurbitaceae. The coding region runs from base 115 to 552 and encodes 145 amino acids. The transcript has 2 exons.